Messenger RNA from Durotheca rogersii, 959 nucleotides. RefSeq lists its product as uncharacterized. The record is from RefSeq and is a predicted model, not a curated record. Lineage: Eukaryota; Fungi; Ascomycota; Sordariomycetes; Xylariales; Xylariaceae. The transcript has 2 exons. The coding region runs from base 209 to 721 and encodes 170 amino acids.
AAAAAAAGCGGCCAGGAGCGAGAAAGGAGCUAUAGUCUUGGAUCCGAGAGCCUCUCCUCCGAUCGGAAGGGACAGAGACUCAGCGACAACAUCAAGAGGCGCGUGAGUAGUCUCCGGCAUAAAUACGACGACGUCUAAGAUCGGCAUCCUCUCUUCCCUUUGGUUUGGGUGCCCAUCGCACGAUAACGUGCCCUCGACCAGGCCACUGAUGCCUUUGCCGUGUCUGAUUCUCCUUUUCUCCUCGUUGUUUCCCUUCUGCCUCUUCUCCUAUGAAAAUUUCCUUUUUUCUCUCCCUUUUCUCCGAGUUAUGUGUAUUCGUUCCCAGGGUCGCGCGCAUUCUCGGAUAAUACGUGGAAUGACGUUUAGGAAACCAGAUAGGGAUAUUCGUGAGGCAACGGCGGAGAGCAGUCUCGAUGUUUGGCUCGCAUCUUCUCUUCUUGUCUGCUUGUUUUCUUUUCCUUUUCUUAAUUUGCAUUCGGGUCUUCUCAACUGUUGUUUUCCUUUGUCCCGGACCGGAGUUUGGUUUGACAGAGGGGACGGACUAGUAACAGGCGUACGGCUAGGCAUAGAUGGCAUGAUCGACUACAUGUGCGAGAAGAGUCCCAAGACUCCAACUGAUUCUUCUCUCUCUGUAUGUGUGUAUGUGUGCCUGGCACAUGCGGAUAGAUACGUUGGAACGGUUCAACACGGAGGGAUAUGGCCCGGCGUGGCGCCCACAUAGGAAGGGAUGGUGAAUAAAUUGCAUUAGAAAGAAAAGGGGGAUUCGGACGGCUAGCUUGUAUGUGGCCCUUCUCGUAGCCCCGACUAGAGCACAUCUCACGAUGCGCUAUUGUAUGUACGCUUGAGGACCUCUCAAGAAAGACAUAUUCUUCUCUCAGUGUCAAUGAAUACGAAAGAAGAACAUCUGACUGGGUAGUCCCCCAGCAAGACCAAAAUUUUAGUAUUAGGAAUAAGAAACU